Molecule: messenger RNA, 1589 nt
Organism: Solanum dulcamara
Lineage: Eukaryota; Viridiplantae; Streptophyta; Magnoliopsida; Solanales; Solanaceae
Product: NAC transcription factor 25-like
Exons: 3
Coding region: 264-1277 (337 amino acids)
Biological process (GO): system development; regulation of DNA-templated transcription
Molecular function (GO): DNA binding
Source: RefSeq, a predicted model, not a curated record
GAAGAGCCAAAUGUUAUUAACCAAACCAAUUUCCAGCUGAUUUUCUGUAUUCUUGUACUACUAACUCACAGCACACACACCAUUUCUCUCUCUCCUGAACUUCUAAAUAUCUUAAGCUGAAUUUUAGUACCAUACCAUUUACUCCUCCUAGUUCUUCUUCUUCUUGUUAUUAUUAUUAUUUUAUUAUAUAGUUUUAUAAUCAACUCGCUCUGAUCGAAUAUAUAAUUAUAAAAAAAAUACAUAUAUUAUCGAAUUUUGUGUUAAUGGAGAGUACCGAUUCAUCAACCGGCUCUCAUCAUCAGCCACAAUUGCCACCUGGAUUUCGAUUUCAUCCCACUGAUGAAGAACUUGUUGUUCAUUACCUUAAGAAAAGAGUUGCCUCUGUUCCUCUUCCUGUUUCUAUUAUUGCUGAAGUUGAUCUUUACAAAUUUGAUCCUUGGGAACUACCUGCUAAAGCGACAUUUGGAAAACAAGAAUGGUACUUCUUUAGUCCAAGGGAUAGGAAGUAUCCAAACGGGGCGAGGCCUAACAGAGCGGCAACUUCCGGUUACUGGAAGGCUACCGGAACCGACAAGCCGGUGCUCACCGCCGGCGGGACUCAAAAAGUCGGUGUCAAAAAAGCAUUGGUUUUUUAUGGAGGCAAACCUCCAAAAGGGGUGAAAACAAAUUGGAUCAUGCAUGAAUAUAGGCUUGCUGACAAUAAAACAAAUAAUAAGCCCCCUGGUUGUGACCUUGCCAAUAAAAAAUCACUAAGGCUAGAUGAUUGGGUUUUAUGUAGGAUUUACAAGAAGAAUAAUACUCAAAGGCCAAUUGAUCAUGAAAGGGAUGAUUUGAAUAUUGAUAUGAUGAUGGGAUCAUCAUCAAUUAAUCCAUCAUGCAUACCAAAUUCCAUGUCAAUGCCAAAUAUUUUUUGUCAAGCAAAAAUCCCACAACUAAAAUCUUCAAAUUUUGGUACUACAUUGCUUCAUGAAAAUGACCAAAAUUUAUACGAAGGUGGAUCACAAUUUUCUGCAAAGAGGCCACUAGCAAAUUUAUAUUGGAAUGAUCAAGAUGGAGGAGCUAGUAACGACAAUUCUCAAUCAACAAAAAGGUUUUUGACGGAGAAUAUGGAGGACGGAUUAAAUAUGAAUGCUCGAGCUGAUGAACACAAUGGAUCUAUUGUAAGUCUUCUGAGUCAACUUCCUCAAACUCCGUCACUUCACCAACAACAAGUUUUGGGGUCUCUUAGUGACGGAGUUUAUCGACAACCUUAUUCGAGCAUGAAUUGGUAUUCUUAGACAUCAAAUUGAAGAAGAAGAAAAAAAAGGCGAUAUUGUGAAUCAUAUUAUUAUACCAUACAAACAUGUUUAAUUAUUACAGGAUCCUAACUAAUUAUUAUUGAUUAACGAUCGACGGUGUUAAAUUAGAUUGGUGGGAUCGCUGGAUUUGGGUAUUGAGAUUUUGUUGGUUUUUUAAAUUAGAUGAUUUACAGUUUAGUGAAAAAAAAUAAUUACGUGAGGCCAUGUAUAUUUUUGUUUUAUUAACUGUUUGUCUUUACUUUAUAGUAUAUAUAAAAAUACAUACAUCUCCAAGGUUUGACUGUGAAUAGA